Messenger RNA from Dermacentor silvarum, 3443 nucleotides. Its product is annotated as nuclear pore complex protein Nup155. NCBI's taxonomy places the organism in Eukaryota, Metazoa, Arthropoda, Arachnida, Ixodida, Ixodidae. The transcript is spliced from 9 exons. Gene Ontology annotation, cellular component: nuclear pore inner ring; nuclear pore. Gene Ontology annotation, biological process: transcription-dependent tethering of RNA polymerase II gene DNA at nuclear periphery; protein localization to nuclear inner membrane; RNA export from nucleus. Bases 159 to 3428 code for a protein of 1089 amino acids. Gene Ontology annotation, molecular function: structural constituent of nuclear pore. The record is from RefSeq and is a predicted model, not a curated record.
CGUCCACCUAACCAUGUGCAGCCGAACUCUCACUCUAUGCAGCCAAAAGCGCGCCCGCCGCCGUUGUGCAUGUGCGCCGGCGUUUCGAUUUGCGCAGGAGGACUAGCGUGAUCUUUACUAGCCCAUGUAAAGACUCGCCCAGAGGCUUUGUUCGCGAGAUGGCCCCUUCUUGUACUCCCGCGGCGGCCGAAGCGGCGGCCCUGGAGAGCGCGGUGAAGCUCGUCGAGGGCGCCCUGCAGUCGGACAGCGCGUACCCGCUGCUCGUGGACCAGUUCGCGGCUUACGGGCCCCUGCCGAGCUGCAGCGGUCUGCAGGACCUCGACUACCCGGCAGAUCCCUGCUGUGCCGCAGCGCCGGCGCCCGGUGCUUCGACGCUGCUGCGGAGGGUGCCGUUGCCCGCCGAGCUGGUAGAGCAGGCGGCACAUGCGCAGAUGCAGUGCCGGCUGGGUCUGUUUCCCGAGAUUGGACGGGCCUGGCUGGCGGUGGACAGCGACCUGUUCGUGUGGCGUUACGAGACGGGUGAUGACCUGGCAUACUUUGAUGGACUGAGCGAGGCCAUCCUGGCCGUGGGCUUGGUGCAUCCUCAGCCGGGAGUGUUCCAGCGCCAGAUCCACUCGCUCCUCUGCCUGGCCACCUGCACCGAGAUUGUCAUUCUUGGAGCAACUCUGCAGGGUGAGGAACUGCUACUCUUGCCCGAGCCCGUGUUUACGCUGUCGGCUGACGGUGCGCCUGCGACGUGCGUGGUGGGAUCGGCAUCGGGACGGAUCUUCCUGGGGGGCCGGGACGGCUGCCUCUACGAGAUCGUCUACUCGGCCGGCAGCAGCUGGUUUGGGUCGCGCUGCCGCAAGGUGAACCACUCGAGCAGCACCCUGGCCUACCUGCUGCCCGCUUUCCUCAGCCUGCCCUUUGGCGAGGAGGACCCCAUCGUGCAGGUGGUGGUGGAUGAUGGCCGGAAGGCGCUCUACACGCGCUCCGAGAGGGGCACCCUUCAGCUUUUUGAUCUGGGUGUCCGUGGUGACCAGGCCAGCCGGGUGAUCUCACUGCAACUCCACCAGCUGGUCCAGAUGGCUUCACGCGUGGCACCUACAGUGGACACCGACAACUUUCGUGUCCUGGUGCACAUCCAAGUGAUACCGCCUGCGGAGUCCCCACAGGCCCACCUCGUCGUCAUCACUCAAACUGGUGUGCGCCUGUACCUGACGACCAUCUCGCAUGGCGGACCAGAGGCUCGGCCUUCAACCCUGGCGCUGCUGCACGUUCGUCUGCCACCGGGCUUCACCUCGCAUGCACCUCCGCAACGGGUACGUGCCGUGCGCACUGCGCUCUGCCACCGGGGAACUACCGUGCUGGUGGCUGCCCACACUGAGGACAAGGACGUCUUCUGGACCCUGGCUGCCGAUGCCUACCCAUUCCAGCCGUGCUUCAUGGAGUCAUCCACUUUUGGACCUGUGGAUGCCGGUGUCUGCUGCCUGGCCAGUGUGAGUUCCCAACGUGCCCCGCAGCCGCAGUGCACCAUCAGCAUGGCCGGCGGCGUGGUCGUCCCCUCCGACCCUCCGGUGGUGGUCACACAGCACAUGGAAGGACCUCACAAGUUUGUGCUGCUCUCGCGCACUAGCUGCAGUGUGUACGAGAAGCCUCGGCCCGUGGACACGUUGCGCGGCUUCCUACAAAACCCGGCCACAUCCGAAGAAGCUGUCCGGGCCUUCUUCUUGCUGCACGGCGAGGUCCAGGCGAGUGCCAUCUGCCUCAUCCUCGCCUGCAACCCUGCAGACGUGCAGCUGGCUGAACGGGCCACCCAGGCGCUGUUGCGCUAUGGCGGGGAAGCCAAGCUGGUGGAGCAGCAGCCGGCCUCGUCGUUCCUCGCUUCCCCAGUGUGGGCCAGCACCCCGCUCCAUGGCGGCCAGGGACGGCCACUCAGCAGCUUCGGCUCGCCCCUAGGUGUGCAACCAACUCGGCCGCACGGGUGGAGACCAACGGGGCCGCCACUGUCGACGCCAAUCGUGCCGCAACAGUCCACUGCCGAGGUGGUGUUCUCUGGCCGUCACGGUGGCUGCUACGUCUACUUUUCGCGCCUUGUGCGGCCACUGUGGACGCUCAACCUGGUGUCACCAGCGAAGGACUCUGGUGCAGGGAACCUGGCCGAUGUGUUUGCCAGUAGCAUUGCGGGGCAAGAUGUGGAAAACUAUCUGCAAGCUAUCAUUUCCUUCAAGCGCUUCCUCGCAAAGCUGGUGGGCUCAUCCACCGAGAGCUCCUUUGCAGAUGUGGGGGCCAUCUCUCGGUCGCGGCUUGACACAGACACCUCGCUGCACCUCCGAGAGCAGAUACCGAGGAAAGCGCAGGCGGAGGCUACGUCUCGUGAGUGGGCCUCCCUGGGCCAGCUGUUGCAGCUGGUGACGCACACGGCAGAGCUGCUUGGACUGUGGAAGGUGCUGUGCGACCACCAGUUCCGCGCCGUGUCUGCAGCCUUCCCGCCCGACCUCCGUGAUCAGCUGCGCAAUGCGACCCUCCGCGAGCUUGUGCUGGCCGACCGACAGCUUCCGGCUGGCCUCGCUGCCGCACUGGUGCAGACCUACCUGGAGGACAAUGCAGCAGCAGAAGCAGUGUCCAACCGGCUGCGCAGCGUUUGCCCAUCCCUGUAUCGCAUUGAGGAUGCACUCUUCACACGGGCCCACGAGAAGCUGCUGGCUGCGCGGACCGAGCGCAAUGCUGAGGAGCGCCGGAAACUCCUGGACGAGGCACUCGCCCUUUGCAAGCAGGUGGGUCCUCAACUGCCGCUGGGCACGGCAUGUGGCCUGCUGACCAGCUGUGGUCACCACGCAGGGGUCAUUGACCUCAGCCUCUCACUGGCGAAGCAACGGGACCCCCAGGGGCUGGCCCUGCACUUCUACCGGCAGGGAGAGCGGCCCGAGGACGAGCGCGGUCGGCAAGCCUAUGGCGCACGCCUCGAGUGCUACCAGGUGAUUCGAGACAUGCUGUCUGAGCUGCGUGCUACCAGCGGAGCCGAUGUCUCCUCUUACGAGGCCAUGCUCGGUCUGGCCCUGCGGUCAGAUGACGAGACGUUUCAUGCCUCGCUGUACGACUGGCUCUGUGAGAGUGGUCAGUCCGCACGCCUGUUGGACGUGCGCAGCCCAUUCCUGGAGGCCUACCUGCAACGCCGGUGUGAUGCGGCCGACCUGCUGUGGAAGUACCACGAGCGGGUGGGCAACUAUGGUGCAGCUGCACGCAUCCUCGCCAAACUGGCCGACCGACCGGGUGCCGAUGCGACCCUGGCUAGGCGCCUCGAGUACCUGGCGCGAGCUAUCGUCUGCGUCAAGAGUACCCACUUUCAGGUGCGUGUGUGUGUCCUGGCACAGCCGCAUUUGGUGGCAGCGUGCAAGGCUUUCACGUCAUCGACAUUGGCUUGGCUGCAUCAUUGUGACAGAACUUGAAGCAAGUAAGGCCAU